Messenger RNA from Thelazia callipaeda (thelaziosis nematode), 162 nucleotides. Lineage: Eukaryota; Metazoa; Nematoda; Chromadorea; Rhabditida; Thelaziidae. The record is from the annotation of a GenBank genome assembly.
AUGCAAAUUUUGGUCAUUCUUUUAACAUGUUUUGUGUCAUCUUUGCAUCCAUAUAAUAUAUUAGUAUUUAAUCCACGUUUUGGUAAAAGUCAUGUUUUGUUUAUGAACACUAUCACUGAUACAUUAAUCGAAGCUGGACAUAACCUGGUGAGUUUGCAAUAA